Molecule: messenger RNA, 5608 nt
Organism: Phyllopteryx taeniolatus (common seadragon)
Lineage: Eukaryota; Metazoa; Chordata; Actinopteri; Syngnathiformes; Syngnathidae
Product: mucin-2-like
Exons: 11
Coding region: 821-5146 (1441 amino acids)
Source: RefSeq, a predicted model, not a curated record
GGAACUGGAGUUCAACAAUUCAGUACCAGUUGACGAGAUCCCACAAACCGAGGUGGCCAUAGACGUAUUGGUUCAAGCUGUGGCUAGUGGCAACAACACUUUCAACCUCACUGUCGAUCCAGACUCAAUUGUAGCCAUUUCAUCCACAACCACCCAAGGACCAACAUCAUCCCUUGGCUUAACAACAACCGCAAGUGAUUUAACAUCAGCAACAACUCAACUGACUAUUGACGAAUCAACAACUGCUGUUGACGACUCAAUCGCUAAUGAAGGAUCAACUACAACUGUUGAUGAAUUGACAAGUGACACAUCAACAGCAAGCACUGACGAAUCAACAACUACUCUUGACACAACUACCGAAGAAUCAACAACUAUCGAUGAAUCAAUAACAACCAAUGACGAAUCGACAACAAAUAUUGAUGAAUCAACAACUAGUGAUGGAUCCACAGAAACUAUUGAUGAAUCAACAAUUGCUGUUGAGGAAUCAAGAACUCUUCAGGGAUUGACCACAGCACUGACAACAACUGUUGAUAAAUCAAUAACAGCUGUUGAUGAAUCUACAACAGCUAUUGACAACUCAACAACUUUUGUUGACAAAUCAACAACAACAAUUAACAAGCUAACAACUAUUGAGGGAUCAACAACUACUGACGAAUCAAUAACAACUGAUGAAUCAACAAAUAAAGAGACAACAACUGCAGUCAUCUCAGUUCCUUCACGAAUAGUGUCUGUUGAAGCCACUCUGGAGGAACCUUUUGUGGCAGAGUUGAGCAAUCGCAGCAGUGAACAAUUCAAAGAACUUGAAACACAAGUGGUAUCAAUGUGUGACUCGAUCCUCUUGCAAGAAUUUGGAAGCAUUUUCAUCCGCACCAUUGUUCUUGGAUUUAGUCCACAAAAAGGAAACACAAAAGUGGAAAUGGACCUGAAGUUCAACAAUUCGGUACAGACUGAGCAAAUCCCAGAAGCUGAUGUGGUCGUGGAGACAUUGGUACAAGCUGUGAAUAGUCCCAACAAUUUUCCCCUCACUGUUGAUCCAGACACAGUUGCACUCAUUUCCCAAUCAUCAGAAACUACAACACCUAAUGGACCAUCACCUACACAUGAGCCAACUGCCAAUCAUAUCCCUACAACUCAAGGGCCAACCAUUACUCAUGGGACAGCUACCACCCAUGCCCCUACAACUCAUGAUUCAACCACCACCCACAUUCCUACAACUCAUGGGCAAACCACCACCCAUGUCCCUACAACUCAAGAGCCAACCACUGCUCAUAGGGCAACCACCACCCAUGUUCCUGCAACUCAAGGGCCAACCACUGCUCAUGGGGCAAUCACCACACAUGUUCCUGCAGCUCAAGGACCAACCACCACCCAUGUGCAGACGACUCAUGGGCCAACCCCGACUCAAGGGCCAACCACCACCCAUGCCCCUACAACUCAAGGGCCAAACCUUACUCACGGCCCAACCACCACACAUAUCUUUGAAACUGAAAGACCAACUACCACCCAUGUCCCUGCAACUCAAGGGCCAACCAACACCCAUGUGGCCACGACUCAUGGGCCAACCCCUACUUAUGGGCCAACCACCACACAUGUUCCUGCAACUCAAGAGCCAACUUCCACCCAUGUCCCUGCAACUCAAGGGCCAACUACCACCCAUGUGCCCACGACUCAUGGGCCAACCCCUACUCAUGGGCCAACCACCACCCAUCUUCCAACAACUCGGGGACCAACCACUACCCAUGUCCUUGCAACUCAAGGACCAACUACCACCCAUGUGCCCACGACUCAUGGGCCAACCAGCACCAAUGUCCCUACAACUCAAGGAUUAAUAACCACACAUGUCCCUACAACUCAAGGGCCAACCACUGCUCAUGGGGCAACCACCAGACAUGUCCCUGCAACUCAAAGACCAACCACCACCCAUGUGCAGACGACUCAUGGGCCAACCACCACCCAUGUCCCUGCAACUCAAGGGCCAACCCCCACCCAUGUGCCCACGACUCAUGGCCCAACCACCACCCAUGACCCUGCAACUCAAGGGCCAACCACCACCCAUGUCCCUGCAACUCAAGGGCCAACCACCACCCAUGUCCCUGCAACUCAAGGGCCAACCACCACCCAUGUCCCUACAACUCAAGGCCCAACCACUGCUCAUGGGGCAACCACCACACAUCUUCCUGCAGCUCAAGGACCAACUACCACCCAUGUGCCCACGACUCAUGGGCCAACCAGCACCAAUGUCCCUGCAACUCAAGGACCAAUAACCACACAUGUGCAGACGACUCAUGGGCCAACCCCUAUUCAAGGGCAAACCACCACCCAUGUCCCUGCAAAUCAAGGGCAAACCACCACCCAUGUGACCACGACUCAUGGGCCAACCCCUACUCAUGGGCAAACCACCACCCAUGUCCCUGCAACUCAAGGGCCAACUCCCACCCAUGUCCCUGCAACUCAAGGGCCAACUCCCACCCAUGUCCCUGCAACUCAAGGGCCAACCCCCACCCAUGUGCCCACCACCCAUGUCCCUGCAACUCAAGGGCCAACCACCACCCAUGUGGCCACGAUUCAUGGGCCAACCCCUACUCAUGGGCUAACCACCAACCAUGUUCCUACAACUCAGGGACCAACCACCACCCAUGUCCCUACAACUCAAGAGCCAACCACUGCUCAUAGGGCAACCACCACCCAUGUUCCUGCAACUCAAGGGCCAACCACUGCUCAUGGGGCAAUCACCACACAUGUUCCUGCAGCUCAAGGACCAACCACCACCCAUGUGCAGACGACUCAUGGGCCAACCCCGACUCAAGGGCCAACCACCACCCAUGCCCCUACAACUCAAGGGCCAAACCUUACUCACGGCCCAACCACCACACAUAUCUUUGAAACUGAAAGACCAACUACCACCCAUGUCCCUGCAACUCAAGGGCCAACCAACACCCAUGUGGCCACGACUCAUGGGCCAACCCCUACUUAUGGGCCAACCACCACACAUGUUCCUGCAACUCAAGAGCCAACUUCCACCCAUGUCCCUGCAACUCAAGGGCCAACUACCACCCAUGUGCCCACGACUCAUGGGCCAACCCCUACUCAUGGGCCAACCACCACCCAUCUUCCAACAACUCGGGGACCAACCACUACCCAUGUCCUUGCAACUCAAGGACCAAUUACCACCCAUGUGCCCACGACUCAUGGGCCAACCAGCACCAAUGUCCCUACAACUCAAGGAUUAAUAACCACACAUGUUCCUACAACUCAAGGGCCAACCACUGCUCAUGGGGCAACCACCAGACAUGUCCCUGCAACUCAAAGACCAACCACCACCCAUGUGCAGACGACUCAUGGGCCAACCACCACCCAUGUCCCUGCAACUCAAGGGCCAACCCCCACCCAUGUGCCCACGACUCAUGGCCCAACCACCACCCAUGACCCUGCAACUCAAGGGCCAACCACCACCCAUGUCCCUGCAACUCAAGGGCCAACCACCACCCAUGUCCCUGCAACUCAAGGGCCAACCACCACCCAUGUCCCUACAACUCAAGGCCCAACCACUGCUCAUGGGGCAACCACCACACAUCUUCCUGCAGCUCAAGGACCAACUACCACCCAUGUGCCCACGACUCAUGGGCCAACCAGCACCAAUGUCCCUGCAACUCAAGGACCAAUAACCACACAUGUGCAGACGACUCAUGGGCCAACCCCUAUUCAAGGGCCAACCACCACCCAUGUCCCUGCAAAUCAAGGGCAAACCACCACCCAUGUGACCACGACUCAUGGGCCAACCCCUACUCAUGGGCAAACCACCACCCAUGUCCCUGCAACUCAAGGGCCAACUCCCACCCAUGUCCCUGCAACUCAAGGGCCAACUCCCACCCAUGUCCCUGCAACUCAAGGGCCAACCCCCACCCAUGUGCCCACCACCCAUGUCCCUGCAACUCAAGGGCCAACCACCACCCAUGUGGCCACGAUUCAUGGGCCAACCCCUACUCAUGGGCUAACCACCACCCAUGUUCCUACAACUCAGGGACCAACCACCACCCAUGUCCCUGCAACUCAAGGGGCAACUCCCACCCAUGUCCCUGCAACUCAAGGACCCACCACCACCCAUGUCCAAGCAACUCAAGGACCAACCACCACCCAUAUCCCUGCAAAUCAAGGGCCAACUACCCCCCAUGUGCCCACGACUCAUGGGCCAACUCCUCCUCAUGGGCCAAACACCACCCUUGUCCCUGCAACUCAACGGCCAACCGCUCCAAAUCCAACAACUCCAGUCGCAGUCCCCACAUCUCCACCACCAGUUGUUGUCCUGUCAGCAACUUUGGAGGAACCAUUUGUGGAAGAAUUCAAUGAUGUCAACAGUGAGCAAUACAAAGCUCUUGAAAUUCAAGUUGCCACGUCGUGCGAUGCCAUCUUCAGGCAGAGAUUCGGUUUUAUCUUCAUCCAGACUGUCAUUAUUCGGAUUUUCCGCGCUGUGGUGUUGACGCGAAUGGAAAACACGCAAGUGGAGGUAGGAUUGGAGUUCAGGAACACAGCUUCGACUCCCACAGAUGAGGAUGUUGUCACCACCUUAGAAGAAACGCUGGGUCAGCCCAACAACACGUUUAACGUCAGCCUCGUCGCCAACACCAUUCAAGUCAUUCAAUCGCCGCAAAAAACAAAUUCGACGACAGCCAAACCCAACACCACGGUGGCUCAAGCGACGACGGCCACCAAGAAUCCCACUUUGAGCAUCACAUCACUAAUCACGCGGACUCUGAGAUUUACGUCCGUUGGUGAGACGUUCACGAGCGACUUGCUCGAUCAGUCGUCUGCUGCGUUUAUCAGCCGAGCGGGAAUCAUCAAGAUGACGCUUGAACCACUCUACGAAAUCACAUUUUCCUCAUUUAAAGACCUGACAGUAACAUCAUUCAGUAACGGCUCCAUUAUCAACCGAAUGGACCUGAGAUUCACAUCUGGCUCUGUGCCCAGCAAUAACGUCAUUGCUAGCGUUUUGAUCAACGCUGCGCCCAACAUCACCACCUUUAACGUGGACACAUCGUCCAUUUUUGUGGACGGCAUGCCGGUUUCAAGCAGCGCAAGCCAGAAGACGAGCCUCAUCACCGCAUCUGGGAUGGUGCUGUUGUCAUGGUUACUGGCGAGCCAGCAGUAGCACCUUUGGGCCUGUUCAUCAACUAAGGGUCAGGGAGCCAAAAAAAGUUCCCUGCGGACUUCCGUAUCAUUUAAGUUAUAUGUGUAUGGGAAUUUUGCAUGAUAUCAUUUCUGGGAGUCUAUAACAUAAUGCACACUGUAUAAAAAAUAAUGCCUUUGCACACUGUAUAAAAAUUAAGGCCUUUAGACGUUUUAAGAAUUCAAGUCUUUGUCACUGUAUACAAAUUUAAGUCUUUGCACACUGUGUAAGAAUUCAAGCCUUUGGACACUAUUAUAAUAGAAAUCUUUGUACACUGUAUGCAUAAUAAUUAAAGCCUUUAGAUACUCCAGAAAAUGUGUGUGUGUGUGUGUGUGUUGGGGGGGCAUUAUGAACAAAGAAGCCAUAUGAUAUUUUUUCCUGUGAGUAAAACAUCAUUAUUACAUAAACAAUAAAAUAAAAAUAAAGAAAUCUGGCAUUUCCUAA